Molecule: messenger RNA, 978 nt
Organism: Adineta steineri
Lineage: Eukaryota; Metazoa; Rotifera; Eurotatoria; Adinetida; Adinetidae
Source: the annotation of a GenBank genome assembly
AUGUCAAGUUCAACUAUUGCAACGCUCAGUAUUGCUGGUCAACAAAUAGUGAUUUGUGGAGGUAUUUUUCUUUUCAUUACUGGUGUUGUUGGAGGACCAUUAAUGCUAAUUACUUUAUUAAGUCUUCGUACAUUCCGAGAAAAUUCAUGUGCUUUUUAUUUAAUUAUCAUGUCAAUCGUGAAUAUUUUAAAUUUAUUUAUUGCUUUAUUAACUUUUAUAAUGACAACUGGUUUUGGUAUUAAUUGGUUGAAUAUGUCUCGUAGUUUUUGUAAAUUUCGACCAUUUUAUCUUCAAUUUGGUAAUAUUAUGUCAUUUACAUGUAUUUGUUUAGCAACAAUUGAUCAAUUUUUUGCGACUUGUUCGAAUCAACGAUGGCAUCAAUGGAAUCGAAUUAAGAUAGCUAAACGAUUAAUAUUAGGUGCAAUUCUAUUUUGUUUAUUACAUGGAAUUCCAUUUUUAUUAUAUUAUGAUUUGAAUAUUUCAUCAACAACAGGCAAUUCUAUAUGUGGCUUCACUAAUGUUAUUUUUCAAACAUAUUUCAAUGUUUUUCAUUUUCCUGUUUUAAUUACUUCUUUACCUGUUUUUAUUAUUCUUCUAUUUGGUUUUUUAGCAUAUAGAAAUCUUCAACAUAUUUCUCAUCGAACAAUUCCUUUAGUUCGACGUGAACUUGAUAAACAAUUAACAACAAUGAUUCUUGCUGAAGCAUUGAGUGAAGUUAUUUUUGUAACACCAACAUGUAUUCUUAAUCUUGUCAAUUAUUUAAUUGGAAAUUCAAGUGAUCCAUUUACUGUAGCUUUGAUAAGUUUUUUUCGAAAUUUAACUGGAAUAUUUUAUUACAUUCAUUUUGUAAGUCCAUUCUAUAUCUACUUUUGUGCAUCUAAACGUUUUCGUCAACAAUUGAUUUAUGUUUUAUUUAAAGUUCAUUAUAAUCGAUGGCGCCAUCAAAGAGUAGUCGAUGUUGCAAAUAUUGACAUAUAA